AUAAAUAAUUAGUGACUGACUCCAAUUUUCACUCUCAAAAACACUGUAAGAUCACGGUAGCAAUACUUUAGCACCAUAAUUACGAAAAAUGUCUCUCAAAGUUUUAUUUCUCCCUCUCUUAAUCCUCCUGAUCUUCUCGGGCGCCGUUUACGGCCGCCGCUUCAUCACGGACUCCGGCGGACUAAUUUCCGAUGGAGUUCACAGUGAGAUCGAUCGGGAUUCGGAGAUUCUCCAUCUGGACCGGAAUUUCGCCGGCGGCGAGGGUGAGAGCUGCGAACAGAGUUAUGGAUUUCUGCCUUGUACUAAAUCUGCUCUCGGAAAUGUUUUUCUUAUUUUGGUUUACGGUUACCUCAUGUUCCUUGGUGCUACACAUCUCUCUUCUGGUAGUGAACUGUUGCUUGAGAUAUUAGGGCCUGGUAUUAUUGGUGGACUUUUUCUUCCUGUACUUGGUGCUCUUCCUGAUGCUAUGCUCAUUUUAGUAUCGGGGAUAUCUGGAAGUCCUGCAGCUGCUCAGAGCCAGGUCUCUGUAGGAAUGGGAUUGCUAGCUGGGUCAACUGUGAUGCUUAUUACUGUUAUUUGGGGAACCUGUUGCAUUAUUGGCAAGUGUGACAUACAAAAUUCUGUUGCUGUAGACAUGAAAGACACUAAAGGAUUCAGCUUGACGGGUUCUGGUGUUAGCACUGAUAUCUGGACAAGCCAUGCUGCAACGAUAAUGGCAGUGUCUGUAACACCAUUUCUUGCUGUCCAAUUGCCACAGCUCCUCCAUUCAACUUCAGGAAGACAUUUAUCUGUCUUGAUUGCUCUUAUCAUUUCACUUACACUGCUUGUUUCUUAUUGCGUCUAUCAGGUCUUUCAGCCUUGGAUACAGUAUAGACGUCUUGCUUAUGUAAAACAUAAGCAUGUUAUAUCAGGAGUUUUGAAACAUUUAAGAAUGCGUGCCUUGGGGAGGCUUUGCACAGACCAGGGAGAACCAAAUAUAGAAGUUUUAGAAAAGCUAUUCAAGGCAAUUGAUGAAAAUGAGGAUGGGCAUCUUUCCCGCGCUGAAUUAAAAGCUCUGGUAGUAGGAAUCCGUUUGGAGGAGAUAAACAUACAUGAGAAUGAUGCUGUAGAAAAACUGCUGAAAGACUUCGAUACUUCUCAUGAUCAACAAAUUGAACUUUCUGAGUUCAUUACCGGAGUUACAAAAUGGCUUACUGAGGCCAGGGGUUCCAAGGCUCCUUCUGCUGAAGCUGGUCCUGAUACAGUGAAGUACCUCAGUGACUUGCAUGAGCAAACAAGGAGAGAACACCAUUUCUUAGGGGAUCAAAGUGACGAAAGUGUUGAGGCUGUUGAGAAUCCUAGAUCAACUACAAUUAAGGCUGUUCUACUGCUGUUGCUGGGCACUGUCAUUGCUGCCGUGUUUGCUGAUCCGCUGGUUGAUGCUGUCAAUAAUUUCUCAAGUGCCACAAGCAUUCCUUCUUUCUUCAUCUCAUUCAUUGCACUGCCACUGGCAACCAACUCCAGUGAGUCGGUGUCAGCUAUUAUCUUUGCUAGCCGGAAAAAGUUGAGAUCUGCAUCAUUAACGUUUUCUGAGUUGUACGGAGCAGUGACUAUGAACAAUCUCCUUUGUCUAUCCGUCUUCCUAGCUCUCGUCUAUAUCAGAGGAUUGACAUGGGACUUCUCGUCUGAAGUGUUGGUUAUACUAAUUGUUUGUGUUGUUGUGGGGGUCUUUGCAAGCUUUCGCAGCACCUUUCCCCUGUGGACUUCCUUGCUAGCUUUUCUACUGUACCCUUUCUCUCUUGUACUUGUAUAUGUUCUUGACUACAAAUUUGGUUGGUCUUAGACCCUUUUGGUUGAACUUGUAUGCAUCUUUUAAGCUACGCCACACUUAAGUUGCUCUUGGACGUGCUAGUAGAACUUCAGGAACUUGAGAGCUGAAGUGAUUUGGUUGUAUCUAUUUACUUAUAAUUUCCCACUGCUGUUUGGCUGUUUAA
Solanum dulcamara is the source of this 1973-nucleotide messenger RNA. Its product is annotated as sodium/calcium exchanger NCL. Gene Ontology annotation, cellular component: membrane. Gene Ontology annotation, biological process: intracellular calcium ion homeostasis; calcium ion transmembrane transport. NCBI's taxonomy places the organism in Eukaryota, Viridiplantae, Streptophyta, Magnoliopsida, Solanales, Solanaceae. Bases 89 to 1822 code for a protein of 577 amino acids. The transcript is spliced from 7 exons. Gene Ontology annotation, molecular function: calcium:proton antiporter activity; calcium ion binding. The record is from RefSeq and is a predicted model, not a curated record.